Messenger RNA from Penicillium roqueforti, 876 nucleotides. RefSeq names its product DUF3431 domain-containing protein. Lineage: Eukaryota; Fungi; Ascomycota; Eurotiomycetes; Eurotiales; Aspergillaceae. The coding region runs from base 1 to 876 and encodes 291 amino acids. The record is from RefSeq and is a predicted model, not a curated record. The transcript is spliced from 3 exons.
AUGAAAGGCGGAUUCCGUAUCGCGGGGUUUUGCGUUACCUGCCUCAUUCUAUUCUCAAUAUAUCUACUCGAAGCGCAUCUACAAGACAUCUGCAAUCAAUAUCGCGCUGGCGCAUAUGUGAUUCGUUGGCUAGAUCGCCAUGGCACUGCCCCAAGCCCACAUGGCGAGAUCACACCGGGUGAUAAAGUGAUUGUGAUGGCCAAGCUGGAAGAAGAGAACACCGAUUGGGUGAAAGACGAGCUUCCUGACUGGCAACGGGCAAUCUACACUGUCAACCCCUCACACGAGACACGGCUAAAUCCUGAUGUUCUGACAACUCCAUUCAACAAAGGCCAUGAAGCCAUGGCCUACUUCACGUACAUAAUCGACUCCUACCACAAUCUCCCCUCGACCAUCGCCUUUCUCCACGCUCAUCGCGCAGGCUUCCUCAUGGCAUGGCACGUCGAUGCGCCACUCCACGAUAACGUCAUAGCCAUGCGCAGUCUCCGGUCCGAUUUCGUCCAGCAAAACGGCUAUGUCAACCUUCGCUGCAAUUGGAAUCCCGGCUGCAGGGACGCCCAUCGCUUCAAUAGUCAUGUCACCGACCAGGUCUGGUUGGAUGUCUUCGACGGCACGAGUACGCCGCCCUUGAAUACUUCCUCGUCCACGCAGCAGGAGUUCGCCGGCCAGAUGUAUCUUCGCAAGCCGGCCAAGAUCGGUGCCGCAUGCUGCGCGCAAUUCGCUGUCUCGCGAAAUCAGGUUCAGAGGCGUCCGAUUGAGGAUUAUAUCAAGUUCCGGCAAUGGAUUAUCGACACGGAGCUUACUGACGCUUCGUCGGGGCGGGUUAUGGAGUUCUUGUGGCAUAUAAUUUUCGGCAUGCAAGGGUUGUCCCGAUGA